AAGCCCGUUACAGUAGCAGGUCCUUUCGAGCUUGCAAUUAAUCACUGAAAAGAUUUUGAACUGCGUAUAUCUUCAUAUAGGUGUUGACAGACGAGGGAACGGCGAGGAUUUGCAGGCUGUGCACGGUUAGAAGUCGGUCCUCACAGUUCUCUGGCAUACUUACCGCGCUGUUUGCAGUUAUCUAAGGGAAUCUCGGUUUCCAUCUGACCUUCCAGACAGCGUCCCCUUCCAAUCAGCCAGUCGCACCUGCGUACAGCGAACCACGCGCCACUUGCGUCGAGUCGUCUGCCGAGGUCACGUGACAGCACGCUGACUAUGGCGCUGACGCGAUUUGCGUUCGAAUGAGUGGCAGCGUCCGUGUGGAUUUACCUGUUGUGUUGGAGUACUUUUAUUUUGUGCUGCGAUUAUUGUUCGGUGGAUUAAAGGAACGGUACUCAUAGCAGACAGAAAUUAAAAACCUGUAAUGGAGUGGGAAAACGGCUGAGUGACCGGAAGCAUAAACCAUCUCUUUUAUAGCGAGAACAAUGGCAGGUCUGGUUCGGAAAUGUCCGUGUCUUCGCCCCAAAAUUGAAGAGGAUGUGCGCGUGUUGGAUUAUCGCCACAGCAGCCUGACAGAUGUCCCCGGGGAAGUCUUCAACUUCGAGCGCACACUUGAGGAGCUUUACACAGACUCCAAUCAGAUUCGCGACUUACCCAGGGAAUUGUUUUACUGUCACGGAUUACGGAAGUUGAGCAUCAGCGACAAUGAAAUUACUAGUAUUCCCCCAGCUAUCGCCAGUCUUGAUCAUCUAGAGGAGCUUGACUUCAGCAAGAAUGGAAUCAUCGAUGUGCCAGAUAACAUCAAAUGCUGUAAAUAUCUGCAUGUCAUCGACGCCAGCGUAAAUCCUCUUGGGAAGUUACCCGAGGGCUUUACCCAGCUGCAAAAUUUAACCCAUCUUUACCUUAACGACACCUUUCUUGAUUACCUACCUGGAAGUUUUGGAAGGCUGGUGAAACUGAGAAUUUUAGAAAUCCGUGAAAACCAUUUGAAAACAUUGCCCAAGUCCUUCGGCAGGCUAACGGAACUUGAGCGUCUUGACAUUGGAAACAAUGAAUUUACUGACCUGCCGGAUAUAAUAGGAAGCUUGACAAACCUCCUGGAGCUAUGGUGUGAUAACAAUCAAAUCCUCAGGAUUACACAUAUGAUUGGAGCAUUAAAGCAGCUGAUGUUCUUGGAUGCCUCAAAUAAUGAUUUGGAAGCUUUGCCAGGAGAGAUUGAAGGCUGCACAUCUUUGGCUGAUCUUCAUCUCAGUGGUAACCUACUUCGCAGCCUGCCAGAUUCUUUAGGCAACUUGAGCAGCUUGACAACUUUGAAGGUAGAUGACAAUGAACUAACAUCACUACCCAAGACACUUGGCGGGUUGUCAUCUUUGUCAGAAUUGAAUAUCAGCAUGAAUGACCUUGAGGAGCUUCCAGCCAGCAUUGGAUUACUACGAAAUUUGCGCACUUUCUAUGCUGAUGAGAACCUUUUGACAUUUGUGCCAGCAGAGUUGGGAAGUUGCAGUGGAAUUACAGUACUUUCUCUUAGGAAGAACAAGCUGACAUACAUCCCAGAUGAACUAGGACGUAUUCCAAGGCUUCGUGUUUUGAACCUAAGUGAUAACUACCUGUCAUACUUGCCAUUUACCAUUGUAAAACUGAAAGAGCUUCAAGCUCUAUGGCUUACUGAAAACCAGACCAGACCUCUAAUUCCUCUUCAGUCUGACUAUGAGCCAGAGACAGGACGAAAGAUACUUACAUGUUAUCUUCUUCCACAGGGUGGUUCUGAAAAUGAUGAUAAUGAAGGUGAUGGUGACAGUGACAGUUUUCAUGCCUCAAUAUGGGAUGAAGAACGACUUAGAAGACAGCAGAUUCACUUCAAUUUUUCAGAUGACCCUGAAGAAGAGGGUCACCUGGUACGUUGUCCCACCCCAUACCCUAAAGAGAUGAGGGAGAAGGCUCGACACAUGCGGAACUUGGCAAUGCGACAGACAUUAGGCAGCAACUCAGAACCUACUGGCUGGACUCCAGAAGGCAGUAGUAGCCAUAGUUUCCAGGAUCAGAAGGACAGCAGUAACUUUAUGUAUGGGUCAGGAGAGGUACGGGUACGUGAAGCUAGGAUAGCAAAGCCGCAGUCCCCUUCCUUGCAGGAGACCCAUCGCUUAUAUCGUUACGACAAGGAAAAAUUGUUGAAAGACAAGGCACGAAUGCAGCAUCGUCACUCCAUGCCUGACAUUCCAGACAAUGUGGCUACUGCGAUAGCCUCUUCUGGCAAGCGAGGGGCUGUAGGCUUGGAAGAGCCAGAAGCAGGACCUCUUGUCAGACGAAAGUCCACACCAAAUUUACUAUCAGCUGAGGGAGAGAGAACAGAGGGUGAACAAAGGAUUCCAGCACUUACUUAUGAAGACCUCUACAAAAAACCUCUGCUUCAGCAACAUCAGCAUCAUCGAGGGUCAUCCGGAAGACGAUCCCGACGGAUGAGGGAAUAUGAUUCAGAUACAGGAUACAGAAGUGAACAGGAAAUGUUCAGAUUUAACAGACAGGUCGUGGAUGAUAGCAGAGUUGAUGGUAGGGAGUUCCAUCUGACAACAUGUGUGAGGUCGCAACCCACCAUGCCAAGGACACACCACAGAAGUCAUGGGCGAGAAGGUGGUUAUGCCAGUGACCUGGAGGCAUAUGCUAGCAGGGGAAGAGGCAGUGCAAGAAGAGGCAAUGCUCCUUCCCCCAUGCUUAGACCUCCCGUCAUUCAGCAGUAUCAUUCUCAGAGUGUGCCUCAGGACCUCAACACACGAUUAACUUUUACAAACACAGAGAACUUGUUUCAUUUUCCCUCUCAGUCACGACGACCUUCACAUGAUAUGUCCAACAGUCCAACUCCAAGCAGCCGUCCAAGCACUGCAAUGUACAUGUCUCAUCACCAACAACAGCAGUCACAGUAUCACCAGCAGCAACCUCCACCUUCACCAAGCCAGUUUGAUGGUGGCAGCAUGUUAGAUCAAAGUACACCAAUCACCAUCCAGGCCCCACAGAGCUUUUUGUCAGCAUCUGCAGGGUCAGGUCUUUACCCUCAAGCUACUGGUCAAAAGGAACAAGAUCUGCACAGGGAGCUGUACACAGUGCUAGAAGAGCAAACAAAAUCAAAAGAACCUUCUCCUCAACAUAUCACGCCCAGUCCAUCUCUUGAGACCUUGCACAAGAAUAGUCUGGAAAGACCACCACCACCAUACCAGCCAGCACCACCAUACCACAUGACACCAAGAAAGAAAAGUGUAACAAGUAGCAGAGUCAGUGAAAGUGAUGCAAGCGCUGGAUCUUCAAAAGAAGGAGGCGGUGGUAGUGGCAGUGAAGUGAGCUACCAGAGCAGCUCAUAUUCUAAUCCAGAAUAUACCACCAUCCAAUUUGUUGAUCAGCCAAGGCAGGAAGAUAAGGGAGUGAGGAAGAACUAUGAUGCAUUGUCUCUUGGGCAAAGAGCUCCAGAACAUUCAUAUACUGGCCAACAGCGGAGAAGUUCAGACAUUUACUGUAGUGGUAUAAGGAACUCACCUGUACCCAGAACUCAAAGAGAACGGGCUAAUUCUGAUGUUUAUGCAUUAGGAAGGUUUUCUGACCUUCAGUAUUCUCUUUCUUCUCACAAACAUUCUGAAAAUCCAUCACAGGCUAGUGGAGGAGGCCACUUUGUUGACCAAAAUCCUCAACCCACAGUGUUUUCUGAUAAGGUGAUGGAUAGAUCAAGGGACUCUCUUACACCAGUCAGUAGUCAGUAUGGAAAGUUUGAUCCUAACAAUGCAAGACAGUCACCACAUCAGGUCGACCCUCAAAAACCAAGAGAAAGAUCAAAUUCUAGGGUCACUAUUCCUGGUGGAAAGACCAGCAACAUUGCCUUGACUUCUCAGACUGCAUUUGAGGCUUACCCAAACCCAUAUGGGGAACCAAUGGAAGCUGGGGAUCCUCUAAUGAUGCGCUUUGAAGAUGUGGCUAUUUUCAAAAACAUGCAAGAACCAUCGUCACAGGUGUCUAGCUCAACAGACAGUGGUUAUGGCCAUAGUCAUCAUAUCUAUGAGCAUAUUGGUGAUUUUCAGCACAGACAUUCAGGCUCGCCGCAUUCAUCAACACCUCCAUCUCAUCGAAAUACACCAGUCCGCCGGAACAGUUCCUCACAAGGCACUUCUUCAAGGGAGACCACACCUGUGAAAGAGGAAGGCUUUUACUCUGUUCAGGGUCACACAUUGUCUGAGACAACAUGUCAGGAAUCUAGAGAAGUGUUCCGUGCUGUCAUUCAGAAGAAUCCAGGCCUGGGUUUUAGCAUCGCAGGAGGUCAUGGCUCUCGAGGAAACCCUUUCAGGGAAGGUGAUAUGGGUAUCUUUGUGACUAAAGUCCAGCCUGAGGGUCCAGCUGCCUCAGUGAUUCAACCAGGAGAUAAAAUCCUUAAGGUUAAUCACAUUGAUUUUCGCAACAUAGACCACAGUCAGGCAGUAAAUGUGAUGAAAACAUCCGUCACUGUGGAACUUCUGGUGGAGAGGAUUCAGAAAAUUAAUCUUGUUUGACAUCUUUCAUUGACUAUAGUGGAAGAUAUGAAUAGGCAGCUGCUGUAUGGCUUGAUUUGCUGUUCUGUUAAAUGAAACUUUGGAUUCCCAGUGACUUCAUAUUGUGAAUGAUUUUUUGUGGUAAAUUUGUACUUUGAAGAAAUUAGUGUUAGUAUGAAGUUCUAUGAAGGAUUUAUUUUUAUGUACCUGAUCUCCGUUGAUGGUGAUGUUUGUGAGUCUGAGAAAUGGAGAUUUUUGAAAGUGCACACAUUAUCAACUCAUUUGCCAAGACACACAGUAAAUGAGGCUGAAAAUACUGGUACCUUACUUCAUUAUUUCACUUUGCUAAAGAAGGCAGCUGUUGGUAAUUAGCACACCAGGUGGAUCACUGCCGAAUGGUAUUCAUGUAUUAUAUAAUUUACUGUUUUAUGUUUCAUGAUUCUGAAGUCAUUAUACACUUGUUUUAGAUUAGUUCACUGUGGAGUUUCAUGAAGAAUAGGGUCCACAAUUUGUGUGCAUGAAUAACUUGUAUGUAACAUGUCAAUCAUAUCCGAGUGUAAAUGGUAUUUAAGAGAUCAUCAUAGUGACAGAAUGGCAGAUCCUUUGGCCUCAGGCUGUUUAUUAAGUUGUACAGUCACUGGUUUUAUUUAUAGACUGACUUGCCUGUAUAUAUGUUUGUGCGAAUUUGUCCCGUCCAUAAAAACAUAUGCAAUGUUAUUUAAAUGUCCUGUCAGUUAUUUUUAUGACCAGCUGUUCAUCUCUGGUAGUUAAAUGUUGUAUAUUGUUAUUACAAAAAAAGUCUGCAGUUGACCAAAAUACUUUUUGCAUUAGUUAUCUGUAUAUAAAAAUAUUUCAUUGUAAUAUUUUCAUAUUAUUGGGCUUAUGGAUUGCCAGACUUAAAUACUGCUGUGAUACUUGAUGAGUUACUGUCAUUCACAAUAGUUAUUUAGGCAAUAGAUAUGAAUAACAGUAUCCUGAAGAUGUGCAAGCAUGUAUGCAUGUGUUUGCGUGAAUAUGAAUAUUUAAAAACAAAUUGCUGCUUUAAAGUUCAUACACAACAUUAUUAUGCAUCUCCAGAAAUUCUCUCUGCUGCAGACUCUGCAUCUACGUAUGUGUACAUACAUGCGUAAAUGCACUUAAAUCACUUUGAAGGCCCAUAAAAAGGAAGGGUUUAAAGGUGUCAAGAGUUUGAUCUAGUCUGUAAGGGUCAAACAUCAAUCAUGGGUAUCCAGUGUCCUAACCUGGGGUGACAAGUAUCAAAUACCCAGCAUCCACACCUGGCCAUCUGAACAUUUUGGAUGAAUUUAAAGUCUUUUAGGGUGAAGCUGAACCCUGAUGCAGACAGAACAUUUGUGACUCACAUUCUGUGGCUGUUUCCUCAAGUCAGAAGAGGAUAGCUUUUUAACUUAUGAUGGAGAAAGUGCACAUUAUUGAUCAUCAAGAAUACUUGAAAAUAUAACAAAUGAAAUGCAACUCAAUAAAUGGCUUCAGAAUAUUAUUCUCGCUCAUUUUACCAUCCUCCAUGAUUUAAUUUUGUGUAUGUGCAUAUGUGUGCAUGCUCCAUGUAUGCAUGGACAUAUAUCAUUUGUAUAUAAAUAUAUCAUCAUAUGCAAAAUUUUUCAAAAAGAAAAAGAAAAUCUACUGCAGCAUACACAGUACAUUUAUAAGCUUUUAAAGUACUGUUAAUUCAAAAUCUGAUUUUUUUAAUUACUGCAGAUUUAGAGUAAAUGGGGGGUAAUAUAUGAUACCUAAAAAAAUAAAACUGAAAUGUAGGUUGAAUGCCUGACUCUUAAACUGCACAAGAAGGCAAUGGUGUUCAUAAAUGGACACUUUUUAAAUUAAAUGUAAUAAGUGUUAAAUAACUGAAAAUGUCUGGACAGUCUUGGCACCGUAUCUGUUGCUUGUUUCUUUGUUCCUACAUUUGCUGCAUAGACUACAAAGUGUUGAAACACAAGUUUUCAGUAUGGACAGAAAAGUGUAAUUUUCAUGAUUUUUUUGGGUAAAAAUGCGUUACAGGCUUUCUUGUUUGCACCAAAACAGCUAUAAAAGAUAUAGAUCUCUAUUUCAGGCAUUAUAAAAUUUACUCUGCAAGUCCUACAUGGUUACAAGAUUGUGUAUAUACUGUUCUCCAAAAUGGCAGUUGUAUAAUUAUUACAUUUGUAUGUUCACAUCGUGUAAGCGCAUGGAUGUAUAUUAGAUGGCCCCUAUAUAUGGUGAUUUUACAUUGAUGUCUGUGGAAGAUACAAGUGCAUCACAUUCUCUUAGUAUAUGUGCAACACACUUCUUCAAUAUUAUCAAUAUUUUUACCUUGAAAUUUAAAAAAAUGGUUUAGCUUUAUUGUUCAAAAGCAUGGGUGGGAGAUCAGAAAUGUAUUGUAUUUUUAAAACAUUUUUACAUAUUAAACAACUUACAAAGAGACUGCAAAAGAAAAUGUUGAAUAAAGCUGGAAGAACAUUCAUGCUGCUGCUUAUUGUAGGCUGAUCUGUAAGCAUCAAUUUUGGAUAUUUUUCAAUGCCAUCCAAAUCAUCUUCAUGUAUGUGUAGGAAUAUCAUGAAGUUGUCACAUGAUUGACAUUUCUUUUUGACAAGACUAAGUCCACUCAAACUUUGCCACAUGCCAUACGUUUCUGAUUUGGGGCUAAAAUUUGAGCUUUAUGUUGAUAGAUGUGUACAUUGCAUGCAUUUUUCAAGGUGGACAUUACAGAUAAAUGGCAAGUCUUUAUUUCUUUCAAAGUGUUGAGCAUUUUUCUGUAUUAGUAUACAGUCUCAGAGUUUCAUGAAAUUGAUGAAUUGAGUUCGUUAUUUCUAGGUUUUUAAAAAUUUUUAGUUAAUUUUUUGGCACAGCAUAAAACCCAAACAUUACCUUUUAGUCAUAUCUGCACUUGGCUCUGUGGAAAAACAACUAUGCCCAUGUGCAACAGAGAAAGGUGCAUUAGAUGCAUUCAGACCCUACAAAGCAUUCCUUCAUUUAUUCCAACAAAAAAUAUGGCAGAAUUAUUAUUUUGCACCUGAAAGACCUACCUGUUCAUACAAUCAAAACUGCUCAAUAGUAUGCAAUGGCAAGGUUAGUGUUAUUAUCACAGUAGGUUGUACAUACUGAAUUGGCAUCUCAUUUUGUUAAAAUGUUACACAAUUUGAAAAAAAUUCACUUGCGCCAUGUCAUUGAUUCUAUGUUGAUUUUCAAGAAUAAAACUGAAUUAAUUUUAUGAUUAAAGUGUGUUUGACUGAU
Molecule: messenger RNA, 7769 nt
Organism: Pomacea canaliculata
Lineage: Eukaryota; Metazoa; Mollusca; Gastropoda; Architaenioglossa; Ampullariidae
Biological process (GO): neurotransmitter receptor transport, endosome to postsynaptic membrane; neurotransmitter receptor transport postsynaptic membrane to endosome
Cellular component (GO): postsynaptic density; postsynaptic membrane; adherens junction
Molecular function (GO): protein binding
Source: RefSeq, a predicted model, not a curated record